AUGGUCUGGCCGCCCAGCGCUGCCGAACAAUUGGCCACGACUGUGGCUCCUCCCGUCUGGACGCUAGAAUAUACUCCGUCAACAGCGGCGACGGAUUGCAAUGACCAGGAUGAACACGGAGACGACGACGACGACGACGACGACGACGACAACGACGAUGACGAUGACAACGAUGACAAUAACUAUGAUCGAGCUGCUGCAUGGAGCCAGUCUUCGUCGCCAGCGUUGGAGGCACAUGGUUCUGUCGAAUCUCCGUACAUUCCCUCUGCGCAACCUGUAUUUUAUCCCUUUUCGCAGCCCGCUUCGGGCAUUGGUCCGCUGACGCCGCUGUCACCUGUUCGACAACUCUUGGAUUCUGCUGACUCCUGGUCAGACUUUGAUGCCGACUCAGAAGUACAAGGCAUCCUCGACGACAUCUUGCAAGGUGUUUCUGAUAUAACAUUGUAA
Molecule: messenger RNA, 447 nt
Organism: Beauveria bassiana ARSEF 2860
Lineage: Eukaryota; Fungi; Ascomycota; Sordariomycetes; Hypocreales; Cordycipitaceae
Exons: 1
Coding region: 1-447 (148 amino acids)
Source: RefSeq, a predicted model, not a curated record